Messenger RNA from Prunus armeniaca (apricot), 234 nucleotides. The record is from the annotation of a GenBank genome assembly. Lineage: Eukaryota; Viridiplantae; Streptophyta; Magnoliopsida; Rosales; Rosaceae.
AUGGUAUCGACAACGCAACACACCAUAGGGCAUGGUGCUGAUGGAAUCGUAAUGCGCUAUAUGGGUGGUGCCGAUAUCACGUGCCGUUGGAAUUAUCUCGUUUGGCAAGCUCCUGCUGAGAAGUGUUAUCUAGGGUGCCAUUGUGCAAUUGGGGAGGUGUUGUUUGGAAAUUGGGGUGAGUCCCAGAGAUUCAGGUGUCAUUUGGCAAUUGGUGGGAUGUUAUUCAACAAUUGA